This is a messenger RNA of Linum trigynum, 1188 nucleotides long. The record is from the annotation of a GenBank genome assembly. NCBI's taxonomy places the organism in Eukaryota, Viridiplantae, Streptophyta, Magnoliopsida, Malpighiales, Linaceae.
AAUUAUUGGGUAAGCAUGUUGUAUUGUAUUUAUAUAUGACUCAUUUGUCAUCCAUAUUAGAAAGUGUGUUUAGUCUCCUCAUAUUCGUUUUUUAAACAUGCACUUGUCAUUUGGAAAUUAACGGGAGUGAGAUUGAUUAGUGGAGCAAAAUAGAGGGGCAAAGGAUGUUGAAUUGAAAGAUUUCAAUCAUAUCAAGUCACGAGAUUGCUUGGUCUGAAUUAGAGAAAUCAAGGGAUUUGCAGCCACAAUCAAGGGGGAGCUUCUGCCUAUGGAAAGUCCCAAACCUUCCAAGUCUGGAUCGAUUCGAAAAGCCUCUGUCCAACGGCUAUCUUCUUGACGACUAUUUAAAGGAAGAACAGAGUUCGUUUAGUCACUGGUUCUGGGAUUCUUUGUGGAAUAGGGCAAAGGGUUGGGGAUUAUCAGUGGCCUUGAUCAUUCUGAGGAAUCUCCAUGGACCCCUUUCGCAUAGUUACUCCCAAUGUUUAUCUCACUUCUGAUGACAUCCUCGACGAGAUUGCGAUUGCCGUUGAGGGGGAGGACACUGAUGAUGACACUGAUGAUAAUGAUAGUGAUACUAAUGACGGUGCUGGCAACAACUCUGAUGACGAUGGACCGGUGGAAGCUUCUGAGCCAGAAGGUGAGGUCGAACCUAUCCCUGACAUUGAAGUUCACUGGAUUAGCAGUGACGAAGACUCUGAUAGCGAUGCUUCUACGGAUUCCUCCUCUGACACUCCUUCUCUAGCAGAAGUACUGGCUGACCUCAGGGAUACAUACUACUCUGAGUAACUUUUUCCUGAUGUCAAGAUUCAGUUUUCAGUGUUCCAGUUUUGAAUCAGUCGGUCUGAAUGUUUUCUUGCUAAACUUGAUCUGCUUUUCUGUUGUGCUUGACUGAACUGGUUUGCUGGACAUGUUUUACCAGCUGAACUGCUUUUGGGCUUGCUUAGCCAGAUGACUAGACUGGUUUGAUGGGGGUGUGUUUUUCAGCUGAUUAAUCGUUUGGUUAGACUAUAUGCUUGUGUUUAUUAGACUUUGCUAUGCUCCGGAAGAGGUAUACAUGUUUUUGCAGGAUUCAAUCGGACAAUCAGCAAUCUCUAACUUAGGGGGAGAUUGUUGAAUUGAAAGAUUUCAAUCAUAUCAAGUCACGAGAUUGCUUGGUCUGAAUUAGAGAAAUCAAGGGAUUUGCAGCCG